This is a messenger RNA of Ylistrum balloti, 15220 nucleotides long. RefSeq lists its product as uncharacterized. NCBI's taxonomy places the organism in Eukaryota, Metazoa, Mollusca, Bivalvia, Pectinida, Pectinidae. Gene Ontology annotation, molecular function: chromatin insulator sequence binding. Gene Ontology annotation, cellular component: chromosome. The record is from RefSeq and is a predicted model, not a curated record. The transcript is spliced from 17 exons. The coding region runs from base 1 to 11877 and encodes 3958 amino acids. Gene Ontology annotation, biological process: regulation of transcription by RNA polymerase II.
AUGAGCGCAAGAACUCGGAAAAGGCAUUGGCAAACUCGAAGUAUUGAUGACAACCUACUCCAACAAGUCGCCUCAUCUCCUAAACCAUAUACAUCUGGCGAUGUCGCCUUAUCACUCAAUAAUAUUGGAUAUGAUGAUGUUUCCACAGUCGAAGAUGUUGAGGGUUAUUAUAGUACAGAAUAUGCAGGUUCGUUGGUGAAUGAAAAUUCAGAAGAUCUGUGUAAUAAUAUCUCUGACUUUAAAAUAGAUGAUAUAGAAUUGACCGAUCAACAUGAAUUGUCAGAUGACUUGAGUGAAUACAAAUGUAAAUUUUGUGAACAUCUUUUUGAACACCAUUCUGAUUUGAUAAAGCAUACAACAGAUUUCCACAUGAAUGAACAGGAUCGGGAUUCAGGCUGCUUAGGUGAAAAACCUACUUCUUCAGCUUCUGACAACAAACUCGUCAAAAGCUGCAAGCACAGAGCAGGUUCUUUUAAAUGUGAAUUUUGUGAUAAAGUCUACAAAUAUGAUUUUGAUAUGAGUAGACAUGUGAAGAAAAACCACUUGAAGGAUUUGAAACGAUGUAAAGGAAACAAUUUAUUAAAAAACAAAAUCAAAGCUUAUGUGAAAAAAAACCUCCCAUACCAGUGCAAGGUUUGCGGCCUUGCCUUUGUUUCAGAAAGAGGUUUGUCUUAUCAUACUAGUCGUGUUCAUACAGCCUCAGCAUCAGCCAAAGCAAAGUGCAUCAGAGAGAUCAGUGAACGUAGCAAGAAGUUGCUCUCUUUGAUAAAAACUGGGAAGUCAAACACUGCUGCUAGAUCAUCCAUCCAAUCUCCAGAAUCAAAAGAGAUGAAAGUGAAAAAAGCACAAUCUAAAGAAAAAGUAUCGCCAAAAAUCAAAAGGAUACAACCAAAGAUCCCCUCCCGAGGGACUUUGGUGCACCCCAGUGAAAGCUCUUCAUUGCCUUCUGAAGAGAAAUCCCCUCGUGCAAAAACUAACUCUGCCAAAAAGAGUCUUCCAAUUGAGAUAAUCCGUGAAAAAAAUGAAAAGAGAUUAAAAUGCAAAUUGUGUCAGAAAAUGUAUGGUACUCGACCAGGAAUAAUGUACCAUCUCAAGAUAAUACAUCUCUACUGCUGUGUGUGUUACAAGCAGUUUUGUUACCAGAAGAUGUAUGACAAACACAUGGAGUUAAAGCACAACCAGCCUCACAUUGUCAUUGACGAUAAUUAUUUGUCUUAUUUCUCUAAAGCAAACAAUACUGAAAGUGUGUCCAAGGCAGAAGAUAUAGAACACGACUGUAUGGAUACAAAAGAGAAGACUUCGAAGGCACAAGUAUGUACAGUAGAAAGUUCUGCCUCUGAGUCAGCAGCACCUUGCACAUCAAGCCCUUUUCACUCUAAUACUACUGCUGUGAAAAUUCCCAAGGGAACUGUUCUAAGUCCAGUCAAAAUCAGGUUAAACCGCCUGCCUUCAGACCCUGUUUCUCUUCAAAAUCUCACAAAUAGUGCGAGAUAUGUAGUUGUUCCCAAAACUAAAAAUAUAGAUACUGGAUCAUACAAGGAAAGUUCAAAUGAGAACAAAUCAAUUUGUGCAAACAAUGUAGGGUCCUCGGAGUCUGGAGACAAUGUUGCUUCAACUCCAGACAGGAAUGAAAUUGACAUUUCAUAUAAGAAACCUGUAACACGAGCCAAAUUGGGACCAAAGUCCUGGAAAGAAAAGUUUAAAGUUGAAACUAACAUCAGAGAUCUGCAAGGACAACCAGGAGCAGUUUCUGAGAAAACUGUGAGGUCAGUUACUGGAACGGAAAAAAGCAACAUUUUUUCUGUAGCAAAGACCGAAUCAGCUAAUCGGGAUAAAACUAUUGUCAGAAAAACUCGGAGCAGACCGUGGAGAACAAGGAGUGGAGAAAGAACAAAUGUUUCUGUGAGUGAAGUAGGCAUAGAAAAUACCACACCAUCAGUAAAAAGUGACUGUUCGAUGGAUGUGGACAAUUUUAGUCAACAAUCUGUGGAAUGUUCAAUGCUUUCCUCAAACCAAAAAGAUGUAAAAACCCAUUCAGUCAAGCAAACAGACAUUUCGACAGGACAACCUACUGUAACAAUUUCUAUCGAGCGCAUUACCAGAAGUUCUAUCCAGCCAGCUGCAAUGGAAAGUUCACGAUCAGUUACCAAGAGUUCCUCAUUGCUGGAUAGCAAAUGUUUACCUGCAUCAUUUUCUGAUUCUUCAUUUGCAGUUGUGAGAGAGGAUUCUUCAGUAGAAGGCGUGGGAGAUGAGGAUUUGCAAUCAGCCAAGUCUACAAAUCUGACCAAGAGAUCUUCACGGCGAAUUACAAGGCAAGGUUUUUCUAAACAUGAAAUAUCACAUGCAUUGAGGACCAGAAUAUCAGAAUCUCAGACAUGUUCAUCACAGUUUACUCUAUCAAGCAGGAGUCAUUCUCUACCGUCAACUAGGGAAGAUGUAAUUUCUGAAUCUUCACAGUUACCUCCCUCAACCAGAAAUAAUUCUCUCCCACCUCUAACAAAGAAACUUAGAACUUUUGAACCUUCCCAGUUUAAUCUAUUAGCCACAAAUUCUUCUCUGCCACCAAUUAUGAAGGAGAAAAUUUCUGAACUUGCAAAGGUUAAUAUUUCCACAAGGAAUCCUUCUCCCUCACCAACAAGGAAAAGCACAUGUAAUGAAUCUUCAAAAUUAGAUAAUAUAACUACAAAUUCUUCACCACCAAAAAGUAAGAAAAAGACCACUUCCGAAUCUUCAAAAGGUAAGAAUGCAGUGGGAAGCCCUUCUCUGCGACCGAAGAGGAAAGAGUCACCAUCAAAACUUUCAAGUUUUGAUAACUCAAAAGGGUAUUUUUCUCCACCUAUACCUAGGAAAAAUUCUCAUUCUGAAUCUUCAAAGUCAGAUAAUUCCACUGGGAAUAUUUCUCCAACAGCUAGCAAAGAGACAAUGCCUCAAUCUUCAAAUAAUUCUACAGGGAGUUUUCUCCAGUCUCCAACUAGAAAGGACCUAAUGUCUGGGCAAUCAUCUAUAAUAUCAGCCAGUUCAUUUGAACUAAAACCGAUUCCUUCACAGCCUACUGGGAAUGGUAGCACAUAUGACCCACCUUCUCAGUCAGCAAGGAAAGAGUUUAAUGAUGCUGAUUGUAAGGAAAAGGACAUGUGCACUGGAAGGAAAGGAAUGCUUGAAACACAUUCAACAUUGCAUUCAAGAAGUAAGAUCUCAUUUGAAACAUAUAACCAUGAUAUCAGAGAAUUAAUGUUUGGGAAAACCUGUAAUGUGUUGGAUUUACACGUAGAUGAUCAAAGUUCACCUGAACAUCAUGAGGAUUUGGAAUGGAAGGUUGUGCAUGAUGAAAAAUCGUAUGAUUUAAGCAAAUUAUCUUUAAAAAUUACAAGGGAUGUGAAAACUGGAGCAAGAAGUGUAAAAACACACAAAAGAUUUUUUUGUAAUUUAACUGGACUGAAACUGAAAAUUGUUCGAGAUUUUUCACAGAAGAAAAGAACAGUUCUGUCAGAUGAGGAUCAGAAAUGCCAUGGAGAAUCUGAACUGUCGGACACAUCCACAUAUUCCACACCACAAACUGUACAUGCUGUUUCUUCCAUAGAGGAUUUGUCCUCUGACAGUCCUUCCUUUGCAAUCAGUGACAGUGAUGAUCUUGCAUCUCCAGCAAAGAGGAGCACUUAUGUACCAUCAGAAGAAUGUAUGUCGUCGUAUGAGGGUAUUUUUAGUUCUGUGAGACAAACUCGCUGCAGUAAUGGAAAUGAUAGAAAAACAUCAUGCCUUAAACCUGAUGUGGAGGCUGUUCUUAAAUCACCAGCAUCAGGUGGUUUGGAAGAUCAGAAUGACACCAAUUCACAGAAACAGAUUGAAAUAGUCUCUGGUAAUGCUAGUUCUCAAAGAGGGAUUCUUGGUGUUGACAAUGAACAUAUUGGAAUUGCAAGAGACACGAUGGUUAAUUCUGAGGGAAGGGUACAGGUCACUGACAGGGCUAUGAUUGGACCCUCUGGUGAUAACAUACUAGAUACAAGAUCUGUGGGCAGAGCAGCUGUGGUUAGUGUAGAUAAUGGUAGUCUGUCUUUUAGGAAGAAAAGUUGUAGUGUUGAAGAGAGAGGGGACAUGGGAGAACAGAUGAAAGCAUCAAAGUCUUAUUGCCAGGAAGAAUGUCAAACACAACACUGUAGUGGCAACAAAAAUGAUGCAUGGUUGGAAUCAUCACUGAAAUCCCAAAGGAAGGUAUUGGAGGUAAAUCAACAGAACUGUGAGGCUAAUAAGAUGCUAGCAUUGAGUUCUUUUGACAAUCUCCUACAGCAUGUUGAGGAACGAGGCAUUCCAAAAGUAGUCUUAGAGAAAGUACAGAGUCCAUUAACCCAGAAUGAAACUGUUUCAGACCAUUUAGUUAAAAAGCGACGCUUAACAAAAGCAAACAAACCUGCUCCUGCAUCUGUAAAGAAAAAUCGUAUGGUAUAUCGGGAAACAUUAGGAAAAAUUACAAACGAGACAACAGAGGAUUCAAAAGAACAUCGCAAAAUUGUAUUGAAAGUCGACGAGAAAAUGUCAAAAAACUUUAAUAUUACUGUUUCUACUAAAAAAAAUUCUGGUGUUGAUGAGAUAGACGGUUCACGCAUCAAAUCACAUUGCUUAAAGGAUUUGCUACCACUUCCUCUGACAAAUUCAGAUGUUCAGAAUAGACACGGUGGCAGCAAUGGGGCAAGAUCCCUUAAUGUAGGACAAAGUGGUGGCAAUGGGGCAAGAACCCUUAAUGUAGGACAAAGUGGUUGCAAUGGGGCAAGAACCCUUAAUGUAGGACACAAUGGUAGCAAUGGGGCCGCAAAACCCCUUAAUGGAGACAUGAUAAGCAAAUAUCUUUUGGAGGAAUUCAGUGAAAGUGAUUUAGAUCUGAUGUUAAAUGAUGAUUCACAUGGAGGAGAGGAAUUGGUGGAUAAAAAUGUAGAAGUGACUUUGUCAGAAGAUGGUUUGUCUGCUACGGUGAACAGACUGCAGAGUGACACAAUUAACAACAAAUUCAAAAGAAAAGUCCUAAAGGAGAUCAUAAAAAUUAUUGAGUUUGCAAGCCCAGAUAAAUUCCAAACCAAGUCAAAGUUUCAAAAUAGUAGUUCUGAUCAGGAUAGGAUUGGAUGUAUUAGAAAUCCGAGGGUGCGAGGGAGGAACCACAUCGUGAAUUCUGCACAAGUCACAGAGGAGACAAAUAUUACCAACCUGAAUGAAAACGAUACUGAAAAUCUGCAGUUAAAAAAUACUGGUACUUUUGAAGGAUUUGAUAAAAAUACAGAUACCAAAGAGAGUAAUGUUCUAGCAGUGAUGAAGUUAAAAUUCACAGAUGAAGACUGCAGUGUAUGUGAAAUUGGAUCCAAAAACACCAGCACCUUCAAAGCUAGUGAUAAUUAUGAUGAGCAAAAAAAAAGUGUUCAUAGCAAAGAAAUGAAUAUGAAUUCUGAUCAACCCCUUCAUCACAAUUUGAAGAUGACAGAUACAUACUAUGCAAAUAUCCAGUAUUGUUGUGUAUUGUGUGGCAUGGCCUACAGGAGAAUCAGCAGUGUUAUUUGUCAUAUUGAGUCAAGCCAUAAAGAGAGGGAUAAGCAUGUUAGUCUCUGUUACAGAAUGGAAACCAUGCAUGGUGGUGGCACAGUUGAUUUGACUGGAUCCCAAACAAACAAAAUUCAAUCUUGUAACACAAACAAGAUGAAUGAGUCAGAAACAGCUGUACAAAAUCUGUUGGAGAGCUUUCAAGAAGAUGUCUCGUACAACACGAGUGAGAUUUUGACCAAGGGAUCUGUUACCAUGUACUCUGAAACACAAGGAGCAUCAGUACUGGACGAAGCUAUCCUAUAUCCUUCUGAAAUGAAGGAACUUCAGAAACAGGCUCAAGAUAUUAUUGUGAGUUCCUCUAAAAAUGUGCAAUCUCAAAUGCAGGAUGAUGAUAUUGUUUGUUCCACUGAAACACAAACAGGAAGCACAGGAUAUCCUUGUCAUAGAAUGACAGAGACUUGGAACGUAGGACAGAUUCCUGGAGAUCAGGACAAAGGACAGAGUCACGAAGAUCAGAGAAUAGACCACCAUCAUCAGCAAGACCACAAACUGUCAGAAACAACAUCAGAAGAUCCAACAGAGGAGCAUCAGAGAAAUCGGGAGAAGAAAUCUGAAGGACUGGAGAGUUGUGAGAAUAUACAAGCUGAAGGACUGGAGAGUUGUGAGAAUAUACAAGCUGAAGGACUUGAGAGCUGUGAGGAUAAAAAGCCUGAAAGACUGGAGAGUUGUGAGGAUAUACAACCUGAAGGACUGGAGAGUUGUGAGAAUAUACAAGCUGAAGGACUGGAGAGUUGUGAGAAUAUACAACCUGAAAGACUGGAGAGUUGUGAGGAUAAAAAGCCUGAAAGACUGGAGAGUUGUGAGGAUAUAGAACCUGAAGGACUGGAGAGUUGUGAGGAUAUAGAACCUGAAAGACUGGAGAGUUGUGAGGAUAUACAACCUGAAAGACUGGAGAGUUGUGAGGAUAAAAAGCCUGAAAGACUGGAGAGUUGUGAGGAUAUACAACCUGAAAGACUGGAGAGUUGUGAGGAUAAAAAGCCUGAAAGACUGGAGAGUUGUGAGGAUAUAGAACCUGAAGGACUGGAGAGUUGUGAGGAUAUAGAACCUGAAAGACUGGAGAGUUGUGAGGAUAAAAAUCCUGAACUGCAAGAGAGUGAACUCCAAAAAGCUGCAUGUAUUUUUGAUGAGAAAGAUUCCACAAAAAAAUUAGUACUGGAAACAAAUCAGGAUAUGGUUUUUAUGUCUGAAACAAAUUCUCCUGAAAUGGUAGAGCCAAAUCUUACAUUCCAGGAAGAAAUUCAAAACUACAGUCAUAUAGAAAAUGAUGUACACCAAGAUCAUCAUCCUUCAAAAUUCCAUGCCUGGUGUAAAAGUGAUGAUGAAAUUUGUGAGAAGAUUAUCAAUCAGACUGGAAUUGUUAUUCAUCAGAACUGUGUGGUUAGGUUAAGUACUCUGCCUCCUGGUGAACUGACAGUAGGAAAUCUAGUUUUGAAGCCUGAGAAUUCAGGGAAAACUAUUAUCUGGAAAAUAAGCACUGUCAGUGGCAUCACAGAGCCAAGUCCUGUGACAGAUCAUGUGAUCAAUCAUAAGGAGGUGGCUGUAAGACCUCUUGAUCAUCCUAAGGAAGGCUGCAAACAAGGUAAAAGUAUCAUAAAGUGUCCUGCUAAAUCUGAUGAAGGAACAUCAAAGCACAGAUUUUAUUGUGAGUUAUGUGGAUUAUCAUAUGCAAAUAAAAAGGGUGUGAAGAGACACAAAAUUAACAAGCAUUCAGGUACAGAAAUAAAAUCUGAUGAAAAUUAUAAAAUGAGAUAUGAUGAAGGGAAUUCCAACACUGCAGACAUAGCAAAGUCAAAUUUUACUCAAAUACAGACCAUCACCGAGACAAUAAGCAGAAAGUCAAACAACAAUUCAGGGGAAGAUACAGAUACCUCUACUGUUGUAUCUGAAGGACAAGCAGAUAGGAGGAAAUUUAAAGUAGUCAGAACUGAUGAAUCGAGUGAUCAAGAAAGUGCAAAACAAGGUCAACCAGUCCUUCAAUCAAAUCAUCAGUUCGAUAUUCAUCUAGACAAAUCAGAAAAGAUCGCAUGUACACAGCUGGACAAAUCAGACAACUUAGCAGGUACACAGCAGGACAAAUCGGAUAAUGCAGCAGGUACACAGCUAGACGAACUGGAUAGCCUGCAGGCUGUUCAACAAGACAAAUUAGGUGGCUUACCAGAUAUCCUGCAAAACAAACUAGAUGGCAAAGCAGAAGCACAGCAAAAGAAAUUUAACAACCAGUCUGACAUAGCCCAAGACAAAUUAGAUAACUGGCCAGAUGUGUUGAAAGAUGAAAUAGGGGCAAAAUCAGUGUGUGAAACAAAUGCAGCGAACUCGCCAUCAGUUUCAAAAGCAUCAUUAGAUUUUCAUCAAGGCAGCGAAAACAGACAAAAAGGAGCUAAACACAAGAAAGAAAGGAAGAAAACUAAAAACAAAUUGAUGAAAAGAAAAGUAUCAUCAGAAAGUACUUUGUCCAAUUCGGCCAUCACCGCAUUUGAAAUGGCCAUUUCUACACCAGCACAUUCUCAGCGUAAGUUAAAAAAGAGGAAACUGGAGCCGCAAAAUUCCUCUGAAGAGCCAUUGUCCAAAUGCCCGAGUUCAGUCCAGUCAAAAAGUUGGUUAGAUAAAACAGCUCAGGAGGAAGAACAAUGCCCUAGUCAUGUGGAAGAGUCUGUUGAUACAGAAGAGGUCAAUAAUGGACUUUCAAAUGCAUUGCAAAUAAACGACAAGGAAAUGCAAAGUGGCUCAGAAUCAACAUCCCCAAGAAAAACGGAAAGCCCAAAGAAAUCCAAUAGAAAAAGUAUAGAUAAGAUAGUUCAGGGUAUUAUACAACGUCAGAAGGAUAAGGAAAGCAAGAAUAAUCUUAAAGCGUUGAAGCCACCAGAAGUAGACUUCCCUGCUCCGUUUGAGGAGAUUCUAGCCCAGAGCAAAGUGAAGGCAGUAAAAUCUCCGGAAGUGAAUGAAUCAAAAACACUCUUUAAUGAGAGUUCAGAUUUGUCAGGAGUGUCUCUAAAGAAUGUAAAGUCAUCGACAAAAGCUGUUGAUAUAUUUUCUUCACUGCGAAUGGGUCCAGCUGUUAAGUUUGGAAAAAGUUUCCGCAAAGUUUCAUCUCCGAUAGCUUCAUCAACUGUCGAAGAACCUCAAGAAAAGUACAGAUCACCCCUAGACAGAGUUAGAGCAGAAAUGCCUAUGAAAUUUGGAGCAACACAGGAAAAAAAGAAGGUUGGAGAAGUCAGUUCUAGAUCCACGAAACAAAGCAACAAAAGCUAUUUGAUAGAUAUACUGAAGGACAUUCCAUCUAUAUAUGAUUGCAGUAAUGAAGGAGGGUCCUAUAUUUCCCCUUGGGACAACCCCUCCAUGACUUCUCAAGAAAAAUCUACUAAAAUUUCAGUUUUUUCCAAAGCUGAACACUUUAGCUCAGAGGUGAGUAAUGAAGCAGGUGUUAAGUCCAAUAAAAGUGCUGUCAUGGAUACGACUGUUGAAAUGUCUAAUAAGCAGGGAACCACUUUGGAGAUUUCAAAUGAGGGUGGAAGCAUUGAUAUUUAUGAUAAUUCUGAAAUGCAUGUAGACACAGAGGAACAGAUGUUGAUGUCAGUGGAAAAACAAGACUGUGUUCCUGUGACAACUGAUGAACAUGUAGAGGAAAUGCAUCAUUCCUGGACAUUGUCUGAAGAUGAGAAGAUGGCUGAUGAUGAUGACAAUUUUUGUGAGGAUGAAAUUGAAGAGAAUUCUGAUUAUGAAUGUGAAGAAAAGAAUGAUAGAUUAGAUGAAUGUGAAGAAAAGAGUGAUCGAUUAAACAAUGAAAGACUAGAUGAUGUUGAUUCUGAAGAUGAACCAAACAUUGAAGAGGAGGAAGAGAUGAACAAAUCUGAUGAUGAGUUUAGAAAUGAUGACAGAUCAGUUGAAGACACAGAGAAUGAUAUUCAAAACAGUGGAGAUGAGAAAGACAAAAAUGCUUAUGAUUCUGACAAUGAAAAGGAGGAAGAAGAAUUUGAUUUCUUGCCUCCUCUGAAACCACCCAUGAAAACUCCUGAGAAGAGUGGAAGUGAUGAAGAACGAGAUAUUCUCUCUAUAGACUAUGACUCAGAUGAAGCCAGUUUCCUUGAUGAUGUUGGAUCUGUUGUCAGUAAAAAAUCUUUUUCAAAGAGGAGGUCUUUGGUUGCUGUUGAGUCCGAAUUAGAGGUUGUUGAGAAUUCACCUGUAGAUGUGUCGGCAAUGGAUCUCCCAAAUGAAUCAUCAGUUACCACAUCCAUUAAACAGUGCAGUAUACCAUCUGUGUUAACUCCAGCUGUGGUUUCAAGAGCUGCCAAAAUAUUUUUAACAGGAGGUGGUUACUGUUAUGUAUACCUGCUGUACGGUUCCUGUCGACGUAUGAAUGUGUGCCGAUACCAACACACUGUACCACCUCUGGAGUGGUUUUACUGGCGAGGCCAAGCAACUAUACUGGAUUCUCGAGAGAAACCAAACAAAGAAAGAGCUUUUGAAGUAUACCAACUGCUGAAGACACUGAAUGUGAAGCCAUUAACACGUGAAGCUGUAGAAGUCCUACUUAAGCUGGCAGUGAAUGCCUGGGACACUGAUGCAGCUUUCCAGCUAUUCAGAGACCUGAAAUCUACUGACCUUAUCAAUGACAUGACUUCAGUGAUGUUGGUGCGUUUGUGUAGCAUUUCACCUCAGAAUUAUACAGACCAGUUGUGGGCGCUGUUCCAAGAAAUACUGGAGAAAAAUCUGAAGCUCACUGGGGAUUGUAUCGAUACAAUUGUACAAGCAUUCAGCAUGAGACGAGAAUACACCAAACUCCUGGAAGUGUUGUGCUAUUCUAACAAGGUUCCUGACUAUUUGGUACCCAUGCACAUAUUGCAUGUUCUUUUGUUCACCUGCCUCAAGUCUCCCAAGGAGUACUUACCUGCCAUUUCUAGAUGGGCUGAGACUUGUAACCACAUGCUGCUGCGUCAACUGGACCCUAAAAUCCUUACAGAGCUUUAUGGUGUGUGUGUGAAACAUAAGUACAGGGUUCUUCACUCCCUGCUGGAGCAACUUACUGCCACUCUUCUACCUGAAAACCAGGGAGAGCCCCAAGAAACUACUGAUAUACUGACAGAACAAGAUUGGAAUGGAGACAAUGUAGGAGAGGGUGUGACCACUAGUUCUGAUGAAUACAAAGGACGACAACACAGAAUACGGAAUAUGAAGAUGCAGAAGAAGAUGGCAGACAAUAUGGAUGUGCUGGACGAGCCAUCGCUGGCACGUAUUGGCGCCGGUCUGCUGAGUUGGUGUUACCAGGAGGGACUUUGGGAACAGGGAUAUCAUCUACUGUUUGUGAUGCACCAGGCCAGUGUCUACUAUCACAAGUGUACUGGUAAUGGAGCGAUGGGGACUGCCCUCAUCGCCAUGGAGAUCUGUCUCAACACCAACAAUCCUGACAGUGCUCUUAGGAUUCUAGAACGCUGCAAAGGACAGAUUAUGACAAGUGAAAAUGCAGCCAAUGUCACAAGAAUAUUGAAGAUCUUAUUUGAGAAAUUAUUGGAAAAGUCAUUUACAAAGAUGGCCUUCCACGUGCUUGUCAUAGUCAUGGAAAAACGAGAACAAGAUCAGACUCACACAGAUUUAUCUGGAUAUUUUAACAGGAUUGUCAGGAAAUCGCUGGCCAUCAGUGAUAUACACACUGCUUUGGGAGUGUACAAAAUACAAAAGGACACAGACAGUGGUAAAUUAAAUGGGCUUUGCUUGCGAGGACUUCUCACUGCCUGUGGCAAACACAUGUUUGACAGCAAAUAUAUAAAGGAAGUGUAUGAGUCGUGUGUGACGCUGUACCGUCCACAAACUUUUGACAUGCCGAGAUCUAUCUUGCUGUCAUGUAUGAUGACGCGUGUAGAAAUGUAUCUUUGUAUCAGUGACUAUCUGAAUGUCCUCUACAACAUUAUUUGUGACUCUGUAAUGGAGGGCGAGCAUCUGACAAUGGAUAGCUUCUGUCUGAAAGUGUAUGUCUGGUGGGAGGAGAACCCACUACAACAAAUGGACUUUCCUUACUUAACUCUGGCACCACGCUCACGACAAGACGUAUGGCAGAUGGCAGUCCAUGUUCUUCAAAAAAACAUUCACCCUCCUUUGCAUGGUGAAUACAACCCGGCCAGUAACUGUAUCUUCAUCAACCCGGAAUCUCUUUACAGUUAUAUGCAGGUGAAAGAUGGAAACGGCAGGAAGCAGGGCCUAAAUAUACUGACUAACUCUGGAGGAGCUGUCCCAGUGAGAGGUCGAGCUUGGGCACGUCAAACAAACUUCUCCAGUCGUGGGCGGGGCCAACCAUACAGGUGAUGUUCAAGCCAUGGAGGUAGCUCUAUAUGAUGUGAUUGGUGCUCUGCAGAAUAUAUGUUUGAAUCCAGGACACAGCCUUAAGACUGAUAUUCAUUUCCGAGUCAAGAUGAUGUGUCUUCUUGAGGGUUGUUCAGGUCUGAUGCAUUUUGUUCCUUUUGGAGAAAUAGAGACUCAAAAUUUGGAUUAUAAGUUUUCAUCAUUCUUGACAGAGUUGUCAUGCAGUCCUUUGCAAGAUACAUGGUUUGAGGAUUGGAAAGCUAUUGUUCAAGAACAACUGUGUAGAUAAAUCCUUAAAGUUUGUCAGGAAAGCUGUAGAGGUAACGAUUCAACCCUGAAUAAGGAGCAAGUGUAAUCAUACUUCUGAUAUUGCCCAUUUUACACUGGAGCACAAAACUGGAAAUGCACUAUCGAAAAGUUAAUGGAAUUCCUCUCUGUUAAAAUAGAAUACUUACUGAUAGACAACAAAAACACACCUGAAUAAGGAGCAGGUGUAAUCAUACUUCUGGUAUUGCCCAUUUUACACUGGAGCACAAAACUGGAAAUGCACUAUCGAAAAGUUGAUGGAAUUCCUCUCUGUUAAAAUAGAAUACUUACUGAUAGACAACAUAAACACACCUACAGGAAGUUUUGUGCUGUGCAGGAAAUAUUAAUUUCCAGGGUUUUAUGGUCUAAUUUAAAGCAGGGAUUUUUAGUGAUAGACACAAUUACUUGUAAUAUAUAAUCAAGUGAAAUUAAAGUUUACCUUAAAUGUAUGAACUCUAGUCAUUAUGUAAAAUUUAAUUUUAAGGUUUUUGCUGUUCCAAUAAAAUGUCUACUUGACCCGAGGACUGCCAAAUUCAUGACUUCUUACCCAUGAUUGGGUUUCCUGCCUAUAUUGUUAGUAAGUAAAAUAUCAUUUAAAGAAGUAGUGCAAUAUGGUUACAAAACGGAAAUAAAAUUACAGAAAUACCUUACAAAAUAACGGAAAACAAAGAAAUUUUUUUUCCGACAUAUCGUUUUAGAGUAAUUGGUGUAAAUGUAAUGCCUGUACGAAAACAUACCUUUAAAAAACUCUAUUGGUUAAAUCCCUAAAGAAAACUUGAAGUCUUGAGGAUGGAAUUGAUGUUUUACAUACUCCAAAAAUCAAAGUAAAUUAUAAUUUAUGUUAAAUUAAUGUAUUUGAAAGGAUCAGGCUUUUUUCAUCUGAAGGUAUGUUAUGGCGUCUGUAGCCCUUCAGUCAACUGGUUCUGUUUGAAAGAUUUCUAGUCAAGUGGAGAAUAAAAGAUCAAGUUUGAUCUCAAGUAUAGUAGGGUAGAGCCUUUGGGGACUUUACCAAGUACCUUUUGUAUAACAACUAGAAAUGGGAAAUAGAGGAAAAACCUUUCCAUUCUGAUAAAAAAAAAAUUCUUGCCCUCCUAACUACCCUCCCCUUCCCCAACUCUCGCCCCCACAUUUCGUUGGUUGUAUGUAAAAUAACUGCAACAGUAUAAUUUACUCUCAAAAGUUGAAUUAAGUGAUGGAAUACACAGCUUUUGGAAAUAUUCAUUUGUAUGUAAGGAUUGCCUUUGAGAGCAUUUAUAUUGGCCAGUAUCAUUAGCAGUGUCAUGUCUGUAACAGGAUAGUGCACUUCAUCAUACCAACUUAAAUGUUUCAUACAGUGAUGCUAAGAAAGUUUUAAGAAGCAUUUUAUAAAAUCACAGCAUUUAUAAAAGACUCUUAACGAGACCAUUGUACAAACAAACAGUUAGUCAUUACUUUUCAUCAUUUAGCUGGUCAUCGUAGUUUAUUUACAUGUAUAGAAAUAUAUUAUUUGUUUUCAUUCAUGUACUUGCAUUAAAAAUAACUUAUCAAUGGAGCUUCAGUGUAUAAAUUGUGACAUUGAAAUUUUAUGGGUUUUUUUUUUCUUAUUUUGGUUUCCUUUUGAGUUGAAGAGAAAGAUGAUGUUUUAACUUCCCAAAACUGAAGAAACAGUCAAAAAGGUUAGUUAUGGUAAGAAAUAAAAUUGUAGAAUUUAUUUCCGUAUUUGUGAAAAACAUCUGUUUCUUGGGAACUGACUUUAAUUUGAAUUCCAACAAAAAUUUUUUACUUGUUCUUUAAAGGAAACAAGUACAUAUUAAAAAAAAAUCAUAUUUGCCAUUUGUCCUUUCGAUAAAAAAAAACUGGAAUAUUUUUUCUUUUGAUAUUUUUUGUAGUUGACUGUCCCUGCAAAUGUCCUAUAUAUUACUAUGUAUCAUCUCAUUUAAUUGGAAAUUAAAGUAUUCAAAUGAUGAUAGACAUUGUUUGACUCGUUCAAGUUUUGCACUUUAUAAAAGGUAUUUACUGUAAUUGUUCAGUGGUACACCCACCUGAACCUGACUUUGAGUGAGAUUUUGUAUUUUACCCACUGAGUUAAAUGGAGGAUAAAUAUUGUAAUUAAAUUUAACAUGCAUACAAAAUGUUUCCAUCUGUUUUAAUUUUGUUUUAAUAUUACAAAUUUUGAUUGUUCACUGGCGUCACCUGUUAUCCAAAACUUAAUAUGGAUGAGUGUUGGAUGACUUUUGUGGGAAGUCAAGCUAAGAAGAACAAGUCAAAUUUCAUUUGAUAUUUCACACUGCAUUUAAUUUUCAACAUAUUGAUAUUAUAAAAACUAUAUUUUAGAUGUAUAAAACCCAUUUUACCUAAACCUACGUCUAAUAGGGGAACAAUAAAAUAAAUAAAUUGUAAACAUUUCAUUUACAAUAGCCUAUGCCCUCAGCUUGAUCUGCACAUACAAAUCUAUACAAAAUAACAACUUUUACAAAUUUACUUGUAUCUAUAGGCCAAAGUUACAAAACUGUCAAGCAGAGAACUGAUGCUUGGUGGCAUAUAGGCCACCUUUUGAGUAAUUAGAGUUAUUCCCCCGUCUACUUUCAAUUUUAAUUUUGAAUACCUUAUAUGUUUUUGGUAAUAUCACAUACUAGGGUAUGUUUUUUUCUUUUUUUUUUUAAAAUUAAUUUUGUCAGUUUCUUGACAUCGUUGAAACUUUCAUUUCAAUUUACAAUGUUACAUUGAAUGAUUUUCACCUUAGGUUGUAAUUUGUAAAUUCAGAAAUUUUGAAGUGUUGUCCAGCUGUUAAAUUAAUAAUCCAUGUUGUACUAGACUCUUUGAUAUGAUUUAAAUGGAAAGUAGAAGAGAAAUUACAAUGCAAGUAAUGGAAGUUUUACUAUAUAAGGAAUAUUAAUUCAGAUAACUGACCAAGCUGAGCAGAAUGUAUUAGUUAUUCAUAGACAUUUAAUUGAAUUAGUCAUGCUUCAAAUGGUUAUUGUAACUUGUGCUCAUUUAGUACUUUAUGCUAUGGUAAAAUACAGUGUUGUAUUUGAUUGAAAUAAACCAUUGAUUUGUACAA